Messenger RNA from Xyrauchen texanus (razorback sucker), 4056 nucleotides. It is a transcript of the gene lingo3a, whose product is annotated as leucine rich repeat and Ig domain containing 3a. Lineage: Eukaryota; Metazoa; Chordata; Actinopteri; Cypriniformes; Catostomidae. Gene Ontology annotation, molecular function: protein binding. Bases 524 to 2332 code for a protein of 602 amino acids. The record is from RefSeq and is a predicted model, not a curated record. The transcript has 2 exons.
GCAGCCUCUUUCUCACACACACGUAUACACACCAGAUAUCAGAGCUUCACAGAGCAAAAGCUGAUGCAGGAGUACGACUCAUCCAAUCUUAUACAUACUCUCUCUCACACACUUGACCAGGAAGCAACACAUCAUCUUUCCUGUCAGUGAGACAAUCUGUAUGGAGAACCUGAUUACUACUGGCUGCUGACAAUAGAAAACAAAGGCACAACAAUCCAGCGUCUCUCUGCAUAGAGGCUACACUUUCCAGUGGCUAAGGGUGACCACCAAAGCAAAAGGGACAAUUUUGUUGGGAUCUCAGAAUCUGAUGCCACAGCUACAAGCAUCUACAAGUUUAAUUGGGUGACUCAAACCGGGCUGCUGUGCACUGCCCACUCGCAGAAGCUGAGGGGGGGACAGUCAAAACCGAGGAUACAUGCGCUGAGCCGUUGUCAGGGUUGGCUGAUGUGGAUGCACCACCUGUCAAGUUCUAGCCCUGGGUGUAAGGUGCAGUGAUUCAGCCCCUUUAAGGUAGUGAAGGGGCAUGGCAGGUUUUCCACACCUGAGAUUACCGGGGCUGCUUCUGCUCCUAAUCAUUGCCUCCAUAACACAUAGCCAAAACUGCCCACAGCGCUGUGACUGUAUCACUCAGCAGAGAACUGUGUUGUGCCAGAACAAGCGCCUGAAUUCUAUUCCUGGGGGAAUCCCGACUGAUACACGGACACUGGACCUUAGCGGCAACAGUUUGCACUGGGUGGAACACAAUGACCUAGCAACACUUUCAAGACUAGAAGAGCUAGACCUGAGUGAGAACCUCAUCAGUGUGCUGGAACCGAAUGCCUUUUCCAGUUUGCUUAAUCUCAGAGUUUUGCGUCUACGAGCCAACCAUCUUAAACUCGUGCCCAUGGGUGCCUUUUCUCAUCUCACUAACCUCACCACUCUGGACUUGAGUGGGAAUAAACUGGUCAUCCUAUUAGACUUCACCUUCCAGGACUUGCAUAACCUCCGCAAUUUGGAGGUCGGUGAUAAUGACCUGGUGUACAUUUCAAACAAGGCGUUCCUGGGUUUGGUGGGCCUUCAAGAACUGACCAUUGAAAGGUGCAAUCUGACUUCUAUAUCUGGACAGUCUCUUUCCUACCUUCGCGGCUUGGUGACUCUUCGAUUUCGCUACCUCAGUAUUGCUUUGUUAGAAGAACAGAACUUUCGUAAACUGGGUGGACUGCGAGGUCUGGAGAUUGAUCAUUGGCCCUUCCUUGAGUACAUCUCUCCACACAGCUUCCAGGGUCUCAACCUUUCCUGGCUCUCGAUUACCAACACCAACAUUUCCAGUGUGCCUACGAGUGCUCUUCGUAACCUUGUUCACUUGGCCAGCCUCAACCUGUCGUACAACCCCAUCUCUGUUCUUGAGUCCUGGGCUUUAAGGGACCUUGUCCGUUUAAAGGAAUUGCACCUAGUUGGUACAAACCUGAUUUCAGUGCAGCCCUAUGGUUUUGGAGGUCUGCAGCAGAUACGAUUGCUCAACUUGUCAAACAACGGAUUAGUAACUCUUGAAGAGGGCUCUUUCCACACACUGGAGACAUUGCGAGUAGAUGGAAAUCCUUUGUCUUGCGACUGCCGCCUACUGUGGAUCCUGCAACGACGCAAGACCCUCAACUUUGAUGGAAAGUCGCCCAUUUGCACCACACCUGUGGAAGUGCGAGGAAAAGCUCUCAGUACCUUUUCAGACUCUGCACUUUUUGACCAUUUCACCUGUCAGCGGCCGAAAAUCCGCAACCGCAAAUUACAACAGCUGACAGCACGUGAAGGCCAAGUAGUGUCAUUUGUAUGUAGAGCAGAAGGAGACCCGACUCCUGUAAUCUUUUGGAUUUCACCUCAGCGCCGCCGUAUCACCUCCAAGAGCACCGGCCGUGUCAUUGUACUACCUGAAGGUACACUUGAGAUCCGUUAUGCCCAGGUGACAGACAGCGGUACCUACAUAUGCAUAGCAAGCAAUGCUGGUGGCAAUGAUACCUACUUUGCCACACUAACAGUGAGUGGAUUGCCACUAGAUGGUGCUUUGUCGGCAAAUCGCACAUACUAUGUGGGGGAUCUCAACGACACAAACUUAAACGACACCCGUGUCUUCCUAAAGUUCACGCUGGACCUCAAAACCAUCCUGGUGUCCACAACAAUGGGUUGCAUCACUUUUUUGGGUGUGGUUCUUUUCUGUUUCAUUAUUUUGUUUGUGUGGAGUCGAGGACGAGGUCAGCACAAGAACAAUUUCUCAGUAGAGUAUUCCUUCAGAAAGGUUGAUGGCCCUGCCACCAGUGGUGGACAAGGAGGAGCUCGAAAGUUUAACAUGAAGAUGAUAUAAUAGGGACAUAUGGAUACACCAACAGGUUUAAUUGAUAAAAUUACAAAUUUUUCUUAUUUCAGACUGAAAUAAAUGUAUAUUACCAGUCCUGCAUCAUGCUACGGUUCACAUGUCAAAUUUUGAGUUACAGAGGAUUUUUAUGGGCUCAAUAAAAAAAUCCAAUUACUGAGAGGUACCUUCCAUCAGCUUUAUAUUAUAUUAAACUUUAUAUUUGGUGGUUUGUGGAAUUUUACACAAUAAUUAAGACAUAUUUGAUGAAUUUCAGACUGCUGUAAGGGGCAGGCUGGCAUAUGGAACAUUGAACAUUUUUAUGCUUGAACAGUGAGAAGGAUAAUCUUGUAAUUAUGUAUAACAACAAUUGACAUUUUUAAAAUGUCAUUUCUACAGAAUAAGUGUGAAAGACUUAAAAACUUCUAUAAUGAUUUUUAGAUUAUUAUUAUCAAAGGGUGUUUUCUGCUUGCCAAGGAAUUGCCAGUACCCUCCUAAAUUAACACAUCAUUGUCCCAAUCUUGUGGCUAAAGUACAGUAAAUGUGUGCAAUUUUUUUUAUUUUGGCAAUUAAAACGAAUAUGCCCAUGAGUUUGUAGGUGAUGAGUUUGUAGUUCACUGCCAAUCUUGAAAUAAAACAAGUAUUUAUUUUUAGAUUAGCCCAAAAUCUCAACCAGUCAAGGAACUUGAGGUACUAGAAGACUGUUUAAAAAUGUAAAACUGUUUAACUGUAUCUUGAAGAGUGAGUUGAUUGUAGUUCUCAUUUCAAUGGUUCAUGAUAAUUUCACCAGGUAUAAAGUUAUUUUUAUUACACUGCCACCUACUUCUGUGUCAUGCCCACUCAGAGUCAUGCCAACUUAUCUUUAAACGCAGACACACCGAGGUGCUGUAGAGACAACAGAUACAAAAAUAUAAUAACUAAACACCAAUACUAGCUUUAGUAUCUAGACUGGUUCAUGACAUUACGUAUAUUAAUUUAGAUAUUUGUAUCUUACUUGUAUGUAUAUCUCUGUUUUGUGUGUACAUUUUUGUGCCCUGUCUUAAAUAAUGUUAAACAACAUUAUUCAUGUGAAAUCCGGAAUUGUUCUUAAAAAUAAGCAAGGAUAAUGCGCAAGAACUCGAAUAGAGUGACUUUUUGUUCUGAGCAUUUAAUUACUGGUGAUCAUACCAUAUGUAUUUAUGCCUCUACUGUGAAAUAUGUGUCAGACUGUUCUGUAUCAAACACUUAAAAAAGGGAAUGUCAACCUCAUUUCAUAUUGUUUCAUUUGCAUGAGUUUAAAUGUUGGGGUCCCUAUGGGAAAAGUGGAAUACAAAAUACAAUCAAAGAAACAUUCUGAAAGUGGUAAAUCCUUAGAUUCGUAAUGGAAUUAGUAUGCUUGUAUUCUUUGUAAAUAAAUAGAAUUCAGCAUCAGGCUAAGAACAUUCGGAUUUCUCCCUCUACCCUAAUUGAAAACAGUGCUGCUGUCUGGGACAGGAACGCACCUUAUAAAGCUAUUCUGCUGCCCCCUACUGUUUUCAAUAUGACAGUUAAAAGAAAACAACAACAACAGGGUAUCAUUCUCGGCUCUAAAAGCCUUAUGCCUUCUACCUGUCAGUCUGUGUAAAACACAAAAGCUUACAUUAAUUCAAUUAUCAGCCUUUAGUAAAGAUCACUUUGAACAGAUCAAAUGUGAUGGUCAAUGGUCUUACUUUAUGCAGCAUUGCAAACUGCCAUAAUUCUAAAUCUAAAACUAUUUA